AUGUACAGCGAUUUAUAUCGCAUACUACGAUAUUUGCGUAUAUUUCAUUCUGAUGUAAGUCAUGACAUGACUGAGAGACGAAAGUUGUGUCGUGGUUGUUACCCUAGAUGGAAGCAUCAACCUACAUAUAAGUUCGAGAAAGGUGAGCGUCGAGGGAGUGUGAACGUGCAGCUUGAUGUCUUGUUCCAAGCUGUGGAGAAGAAGAAGCUGCAGCAGCUGCGGGAACACCUUCCUGGGGCUCAGAGCUGUGUCAACGGGCACAGCGGCGCCUUCUAUAUCACUCCUCUACACGCAGCUGUGGAACUGGGUUGGACAGAGGGAGUCCAAGAGCUGCUCCUUCAAGGAGCUUCAGUCUGCAGCAGGAACCAGUAUGACCAGACUCCACUGCACUACGCUGUUGCUGCCAAACAAGAGGAGAUUCUCGCCCUGCUCUUAGACAAUCGUAGUAGUGUUGGAGCCAUCAACCUGCAUGAUAUGAGAGGUACGUCUCCUCUCCACGAGGGAGCAGCUAGUGGCAGUGUAGCAAUAGUCAAGCUUCUGCUGGAGAAGGGUGCAGUGGUCGCUACCAGAGACAAGCAAGGAGAGUCACCUAUGCACAAAGCUGCCAAAGCUGGAGCUUUUGGAGUUAUGGUGAUCUUGCUUCAACAUGGAGCCGACCUAAGAGAGAAAGAUUACAGAGGCGUGUCUGCCCUGCGCUGGUUGAUGCUCACUAGUCCUGACGGUCUACAACACCUCCUGGACCACCUGCUCAUCACAAGUGUGGCAGGCAACAGGCGCUCCCCAGUUACCUUCGACUUUUCAGCACUUGUCACUAACUCUGGCACUCAGCAGUGCCAGCUACUCUCGUAUUUUAUUGAAACUGACAACUGUGACAUUCUCGCCCAUCCUGUGUGCCAUGUCUUCCUUCUGAUCAAGUGGAAAAGAGCAAGACUUGUUUUCUUAGGAUAUCUUCUCUAUUUUAUUAUUUUCGCUUUUUUAACGGGUUUGUUCCUGUUUAACCGGCUGCUCUGGAGUAACCGCGACAUAAACAACCAAACUACAACACAGCAAAACGAAACAGCAUCCAUUGAUCCCUCGUCUGAUGACCAAGGUCAAGUUUUCCCUCUACCUGACCUCUGGAUGAAAGUGUGUCUGUGUAUACAGAUUCUGAUACUAACAGUUAGCCAUCUGAACCGCAUUAGACUCAAAGGACUCGCAUAUGCAAAAGCUCCAUCCUUUUGGCAUAAUACUGGUUUAAUUGUAUGUGUGUUAAGCUUAAUUGCGUCUUCUUGGCAUCAUGGACCUGCCAGUAUCGCCCCCUGGGAGCACCACAUUGCUAUCAUAGUCUUCCUUCUUCUGCAGCUGCAGUUUCUUCUCAUCCUUAGGAAGUAUCCUUCACACGGUCUCUACGUAGCUAUGUUUAUCAGAGUGGCAGAGAACUUCCUGCGAAUAUUUUUCAUCUACAGCACUUUGCUUGUGUGCUUCUCUCUAACACUGUUCCUGGCCUUCAACAUGUACUAUCAUAAGGACCCCGUCUACAAAAGUGGUUCGUUGCUGUUCCUUAAAAGCUUGACUAUGAUGGUUGGCUCAGUGGACGUCAAUAAGAGCGUGACAGAUCAGCUUGACCGUCUACCCUACACCAGUUACAUCAUCUUCCUGCUCUUCAUCCUGCUCAUCUCCAUCGUGUUGUCCAACUUGCUGGUAGCUCUAGCAGUCAGCGACAUCAGGGAGCUCCGCGCCUCUGCUCACCUCAUGAGACUCGGAAGCAUGGUGGACGCCAUCGGGAAUAUCGAGCAGCUGUGUGACUUCCCUCUGCUGCGUCACUUGGCAGACUAUUGUCGUCUUGACACCCGCGCCUGCCAGGUGCGUCUCUGGCCCCAGCACGAUGCCAGACAACCUUCAGUAGUGGUGGCGGAGCGGGAGGCUCACUCGGGUUCUCCACACUCGAGGUUGCACUGCUGGACCUGGCUACUUCACCGCCUCCACCGGCAUCGCUACGAGAUCCACAUCCCCGCUACUUUACAGGAAGAGAUACUCAACAGAAUUACAGCCAGGGAAUACGUCAGUAUAGAUUCUGAUAUGAAAGAUGGUGAGCAGGAUGUUAAAACUAUCUACAGUGAAAUUAUGAGAAGACUGAAGGCUAUUGAAAUUGCAAUCUCCCGGUAAUUCCUCAGUUAUGUAUAAUUACGUAUUUCUGUACUUAAUAAUAUGUUUAAUACGAGCACAGUUUUGCUAAAUAUAAAAUGUUGAAGGUGGUAUACUUUUCUAGCGUCGAAUUCUUUAACUUAAGUAUAAUACUGAGAGGCUGAUGAUUAAGACACAUGUGCAACAGUUGGGUAUCUUUAUUGAUGUAACGUUUCGCCCACACAGUAGACUUCUUCAGUGAGAUACAGAGGAGUACUGAGAAGGUACACUUGCUUCUCCUCUAAUUCCAUUACUUUAUCAGUCUCCCAGGUCUUCUUGUUUAUCUUCCCAACAUUCCUCUUCUUCACAUCAUUCUCACAACUGAGCUGAAGCUGUAGGAAUUAUAUGGCGCUUAAGAAAUGGAAGGAACCGGAGGUAAUCAGGUUUCAUCCAGUGAAGGAUAGUGUGUGAUCUUUCCCAGCAUCAGUGCACAUCUUCCUGAAGGAUAGUGUGUGACCUUUCCCAGCAUCAGUGCUGGGUUGAAGAUAACUCUUGGUAAUACUUCAGAGAUGAUGAAGUUGUCUUUAUUUUCUUCAAUCAUUUCUGAAGUGACGGUGGUAGUAAUUAAUUGAGUAAUAUUUCAACGAGGAGUUACAUUUACAUAUUUUUACUUUCAUAUUUAAAAAAAUAAAAAACGGAGACGUAUUUUCAAAUUGCAUCAAUAGACGUCUCAAGAUACUCCCCAGAGAGGGAGUCAAGGCCGGGUCACCACUACUUGGAAAAGACCCGGGUCGGGAGAAUACCGGCGAAUUAAAAAAAAAAAAGGCAUGCCCAGCCCUUCUAGGGUAGGAUAGGUGCCUGAGUCAGAGCUUGCAGCUCACAAGACUGUCAUUCCCAUUAACCCCCUUGGGGCGGGGAUGGCAGACCAGGGAGGCCUAGCUUCUCCCUACGAGCCCUGUGAGGGCGGGGUAUGUGGCUAGGCCUGGGGACAGUUGGUCCCAAAGAUGAGGGGGUUCUUGUACCUCCUACCAUGGGAGACUUAGGUCUCAGACACUCCCUAGACAGGGAGCCAAGGCCGGACCACCACUUGGAAAAGGCCCGGAGCCGGGAGAAUACCGGUGAAUCUUUAAUAAUAAAUAAUAAAGGUAAACUUUACCAGUACGUCCUUAAAUUACAAAAAAAGGCACAAUACCGUGACUGGAACGAUACACAAAU
Messenger RNA from Cherax quadricarinatus, 3318 nucleotides. The record is from RefSeq and is a predicted model, not a curated record. Lineage: Eukaryota; Metazoa; Arthropoda; Malacostraca; Decapoda; Parastacidae.